Molecule: messenger RNA, 14951 nt
Organism: Cyprinus carpio (common carp)
Lineage: Eukaryota; Metazoa; Chordata; Actinopteri; Cypriniformes; Cyprinidae
Product: ankyrin-3-like
Exons: 51
Coding region: 417-13676 (4419 amino acids)
Biological process (GO): regulation of cardiac muscle contraction; signal transduction; protein localization to T-tubule
Cellular component (GO): T-tubule
Molecular function (GO): protein binding
Source: RefSeq, a predicted model, not a curated record
CCACCCAUUCCUCCCCUCACUUAGAUACUUCCAGCUAGUGCUGAAGGAUACGCGCGUAAGAUUCUCCAUCCCAGCUGCACCUCCACCCAAUCACUUUCUCUCAUCCCAUCACUCUCUCCACUGCGCUCUGUCCCAGCUAACUGCGUGGUGGGGAUGGGUUCAGGUAGGGCCAGAAAGACCUGGGAAAAAGAGCACCAAGAGGAAAGCACCGUCUCCCUGAAACCUUCAUCUCCUCUUACACAAAUGCAGCUUCCCAGCCUCAGCUCUUCGGUGGCUGCUCACAGGAACACAUAGAACCUACAGAGGGUGCCUGGGAGAGAUUUUUUGUCUUUGUGCUUUAGAGGGAUUCUGUUCAGUCUUUAUUGACUGGGAGACACUUCACUUUAUGAAAGGAUAUCUCACUUGAGCUUUGCAUCAUGGCACACGCAGCAUCCCAGCUGAAGAAAAGAGCAGAUUUGGAACUUACAGCUGCUGAGGAAGAAAGAGAGAAAGAGAAGAAGAAAAAGCCUAGAAAAAGGUCCCGGGAACCAAAGAAAAAGACUGACAGUAAUGCCAGUUACCUCAGAGCAGCCCGAGCUGGAAACCUUGAGAAAGCCCUCGAUUAUAUAAAGUCUGGUGUGGACAUCAACAUCUGCAACCAGAAUGGGUUGAACGCUCUUCAUCUAGCAUCUAAAGAAGGCCACGUGGAGGUUGUGGCUGAACUUAUUAAAAUUGGUGCAACUGUGGAUGCUGCAACAAAGAAAGGAAACACUGCUCUGCACAUAGCAUCGCUCGCUGGACAGGCAGAUGUCGUCAAGGAACUUGUGUAUAAUGGAGCAAUUAUCAACGCUCAGUCUCAGAAUGGCUUCACACCACUUUACAUGGCUGCCCAGGAAAACCACCUGGAAGUCAUCAAAUUCCUCCUGGAUAAUGGAGCCAGUCAGAGCAUUGCCACAGAGGAUGGUUUUACUCCUCUGGCCGUAGCUCUUCAGCAGGGUCAUGAUCAGGUGGUGUCUUUGCUCCUGGAGAAUGACACCAAGGGGAAGGUACGGCUGCCUGCCCUGCACAUCGCCGCUCGUAAGGACGAUACUAAAGCAGCGGCGCUGCUCCUGCAGAACGACCACAAUGCAGAUGUCGAAUCCAAGAUGAUGGUGAAUAGAACAACAGAGAGUGGCUUCACCCCUCUUCACAUAGCGGCUCACUACGGUAACAUCAACGUAGCGACCCUGCUCCUGAACCGCGGGGCUGCUGUAGACUUCAAGGCGAGGAAUGACAUCACGCCUCUCCAUGUGGCAUCGAAAAGAGGAAAUGCCAACAUGGUCAGGCUGCUUCUGGAGAGAGGAGCUCGAAUUGACGCCAAAACCAAGGACGGCCUGACACCUUUACACUGUGGAGCGAGGAGCGGUCAUGAGCAAGUGGUUGAGUUGUUACUAGAUCGUGGAGCACCCAUCCUCUCUAAGACAAAGAACGGCCUUUCACCAUUGCACAUGGCCACGCAAGGAGAUCAUCUGAACUGCGUUCAGCUCUUGCUUCAUCAUGAAGUUCCCGUGGACGACGUCACAAAUGAUUACCUGACAGCCCUGCAUGUCGCUGCACACUGUGGACACUACAAAGUUACCAAGGUGCUUGUGGACAAGAAGGCCAAUCCUAAUGCCAAAGCACUGAAUGGUUUUACACCACUUCAUAUCGCUUGCAAGAAGAACAGGAUUAAAGUGAUGGAGCUGUUGCUGAAACACGGAGCGUCCAUUCAGGCUGUGACUGAGUCUGGACUCACGCCGAUUCAUGUGGCUGCUUUUAUGGGCCAUGAAAACAUUGUGACUCAGCUGACAAAUCAUGGAGCAUCUCCUAACACGAUGAAUGUGAGGGGAGAGACGGCACUCCAUAUGGCUGCCAGGGCAGGACAGGCAAACGUGGUGAAAUUCCUGGUGGCAAAUGGAGCAGAUGUGGACGCCAAAGCCAAGGAUGAUCAUACACCACUGCAUAUAUCCAGUCGACUGGGCAAACCGGACAUAGUCCAGCAGUUGCUGCAACACAGGGCUUCACCCGAUGCCACCACCACAUCUGGAUACACGCCGCUCCACCUGGCUGCUCGCGAAGGCCACAAAGAUGUGGCAUCCAUCCUGCUAGACAAUGGAGCAUCUCUUGGCAUCACUACCAAGAAAGGAUUCACUCCCCUGCAUGUUGCAGCCAAAUACGGGAAGAUUGAAGUUGCUAACUUACUGCUACAGAAGGAAGCACCACCUGAUGCAGCUGGAAAGAGUGGACUAACACCACUGCAUGUUGCUGCUCACUACGAUAACCAGAAAGUGGCCCUUCUUCUGUUGGACCAAGGAGCAUCUCCGCACGCUGCAGCGAAGAAUGGCUAUACGCCACUGCAUAUAGCUGCCAAGAAGAACCAGAUGGAGAUAGCGACCACACUGCUCGAAUACGGAGCUGAUACCAAUGCCACGACACGCCAGGGCAUCAGUCCUCUCCACCUGGCAGCCCAGGAGGGCAACGUUGACAUGGUUACGCUCCUGCUCGCCCGUGAAACUGCCAUCAAUCUGGGGAACAAGAGUGGACUGACGCCUCUUCAUCUGGCGGCUCAAGAGGAUAAAGUCAAUGUAUCAGAAGUGCUGAUUAAUCAUGGUGCCACAGUGGACCCAGAGACUAAGAUGGGAUAUACGCCACUGCAUGUGGCCUGUCACUAUGGCAAUAUAAAGAUGGUGCACUUCCUCCUGAAGAACCAGGCUAAAGUCAAUGCCAAAACCAAGAAUGGAUACACACCUCUACAUCAGGCUGCUCAGCAGGGUCACACACACAUCAUUAACCUUCUGCUGCAGCACGGAGCCUCUCCUAAUGAGCUGACAGUGAAUGGAAACACUGCCUUAGCUAUUGCCAGGCGCCUGGGUUACAUCUCUGUGGUCGACACACUCAAAGUCGUCACAGAGGAGACGCACACUACUGUGACGGUGACGGAGAAACACAAAAUGAAUGUUCCAGAAACAAUGAAUGAGGUUUUGGACAUGUCAGAUGAUGAAGUUCAUAGAGCCAAUGUGCCUGAAAUGCUCAAUGAGGACUAUAUUUCAGAUGUUGAUGAAGGUGAGGAUGCAUUGACAGGAGAAACGGACAAGUACCUGGGACCACAAGACCUGCGAGAGCUUGGAGACGACUCCCUCCCUCAGGAAGGAUACGUGGGAUUCAGUGUUGGAGCUCGUACGGCCAGUCCUAAAGUCAGCCUGCGCUCCUUCAGUUCGGAUAGGUCCAAUACACUCAACCGGAGCUCCUUCACCCGUGACAGCAUGAUGAUCGAAGAGAUCCUGGCACCAAAUAAGGACACGGGGGUCUAUAGAGAAAUGUCCAACCUUGUUGAGACUCAUUAUAAGCAUCUGGCUUUAGCAAAAGAUUACAACGCAGACUCAGUGAGACGCUAUAGUUGGACGCCGGACACUCUGGACAAUGUGAACCUGGUCUCCAGCCCGGUCCAUUCAGGCAUUUCUCCCUCACUCCUUCAGUACGACAACAGGUUUUUGGUGAGUUUCAUGGUGGAUGCCCGCGGCGGUUCCAUGCGAGGAAGUCGCCACAAUGGUAUGCGCAUCAUCAUCCCGCCCCGCAAGUGCACUGCGCCAACACGUAUCACUUGCCGUCUGGUUAAGAGACACAAGCUGGCAUCCCUGCCGCCCAUGGUGGAGGGAGAGGGGCUGGCGAGCCGGCUGGUAGAGGUGGGCCCAGCGGGGGCUCAGUUUCUGGGCCCUGUGAUUGUGGAGAUCCCUCAUUUUGGGUCCAUGAGGGGGGAAGAGCGAGAGCUCAUUAUGCUCAGGAGCGAAAACGGUGAGACCUGGAAAGAGCAUCAUUAUGACUGCAAAUCUGAAGACCUCGUUGAGCUCCUCAAUGGCAUGGAUGAAGAGCUUGAGAGCACAGCAGAGCUGGAGAAGAAGCGUAUCUGCCGGAUCAUCACAAAGGACUUCCCACAAUACUUUGCAGUGGUAUCACGGAUCAAGCAGGAGAGUAAUCAGAUGGGUCCAGAUGGAGGGGUCCUGUCCAGCAUGACAGUACCUCUGGUCCAGGCCUCCUUCCCUGAGGGUGCGCUCACUAAGAAGAUCAGAGUUGGACUGCAGUCCCAGCCUGUGCCGGAUGAAACUGUGAAGAAGAUCAUAGGAAAUCGGGCCACCUUCAGCCCUAUAGUGACAGUGGAGCCUCGCAGGAGGAAGUUCCAUAAGCCCAUUACCAUGACCAUACCCUUGCCUCCGCUCUCUGGAGAUGGUGCGGUGAAUGGCUACAAAGGAGACCCAACACCAAGCCUGCGCCUGCUUUGCAGUAUAACUGGUGGCACAUCACCGGCUCAGUGGGAGGACAUCACUGGCACUACACCUCUCACUUUUUUGAAUGACUGUGUGUCCUUCACCACAAACGUGUCUGCCAGGUUUUGGCUUGCAGACUGCCAUCAGAUCCCAGAGACUGUAGGUUUGGCCACCCAGCUCUACAGGGAGCUCAUCUGUGUGCCCUACAUGGCCAAGUUUGUAGUGUUUGCUAAAAUGAAUGACCCUGUGGAGUCCAGCCUGCGGUGCUUCUGUAUGACAGACGAUAAAGUGGACAAAACCCUGGAACAGCAGGAGAACUUUGAGGAGGUGGCCAGAAGCAAAGACAUUGAGGUGCUGGAGGGGAAGCCCAUCUAUGUGGACUGCUAUGGCAAUUUGGCCCCUCUUACCAAAACCGGACAGCAGCUGGUUUUUAACUUCUAUGCUUUCAAAGAAAACAGACUCCCAUUCUGUGUGAAGGUCAGAGACAGCAGCCAAGAGCCAUGUGGCCGCUUGUCCUUCCUCACAGAGCCCAAAACUUCCAAGGGUCUGGCUCAGAUUGCUAUCUGUAAUUUAAACAUCACACUGCCAGGACUCAAGAAGGAUGUGGAUUCAGAUCCUGAGGAAGAGAGUGAAAAGCCAGAACGACGUCAUACCUUUGCAUCUCUAGCCUUACGUAAGCGAUACAGCUAUCUGACCGAGCCUGGAACGAAAACAGUCGAACGAAGUACAACAAGAACACUGCCUGCUGGUUACGCUCACAAACCUGUCUUUUCAACAAGAUCUUACCAGGCAUGGUCGACUGCUCCUAUUACCAUCCCUGGGCAAACAAAAUGUGGACUGGGUUCCCUCUCCAGUUCACCUUCCAACACGCCAUCUGCUUCGCCACUGAAGUCUGCGUGGUCCAUUUCCUCUGUGUCUCCAAUCAAGUCCACCCUUGGAACAUCGAAUGCUUCUCCUGCAAAAUCAGUCAGCGAUAUAGCAUCACCCAUUAGAACAUACAAAUCUAUGUCAUCUCCAAUAAAGACUGUGGUUCAACAACCCCAAAACCAAGUUCAAAUUUCCCCCAGUCUCAUAUCUUCGCCGGGUAAAAUUGGCACAGAUCCGGUGUCCAUUAAGGGGCUCACUGCUUCAUUGUCCUCAAGAGCUAACUUGACUUCAUCACCUGGAUCCAUGCUAGAAAGAACUUUCCCCACAGUGACGCAAGCUGAUUCUAUAAAGUCAACCACACAUACAUACACGUCUUUAUCAUUCAAAUCCACCCUGGCCCCCACAAGUAUAGCAGCGUCCUCUCCACUUCGAAACAUUACAAGCUUGUCCUCUAUUAAAACGACCACAGAUACAGCUAGGGGCACAAUUCUGUCAUCGCUUUCUUCAUCAGCUAAGCCUGCAAUAUCCAGUACUGAAACAGUCCUGUUAAAUGGAUCCAUUUCACCAGUAAAAUACCCCUCAUCCUCCUCUGCAUCUUCCCGUCUGUUUACAGGAGGGGCUUACAGCUUACAAGAACGGAUACAGGCCACAACGCAAGCAGCUACGGCCAGUGUUGGUGCAGCCUUCAGUGAGGCUGAGAAAUCACUUACUGCUGGCUCAAUGUCAAACUAUAGUGCGCUAAAAUCUGUAUCUUCACCUUUAAGAUCAAAUUUAUCAAGUUCUAUUUACGAUACCCUUAGAUCACCAGCCACUACCACCACAUCAGUAUCGUCCAUUUCCACGUCUGUUCCAGUAUUCUCCGUGGUCAAUGUGCUCCCUGAACCCCAGGAGGAGAAACUCCCAGAAAAAAUAACAAUCACACCUCAGCCACACACCCAAACACAGUCCUCUACAUCACGAAUUAAACCCUCAAAGCCCUCACUUUUUAUUUCCCCAACAGUCCUCAAAGCAGCUGCCGCACCAACAUUGACAUCCAGUCAAGAGAUUCUUAAGGAUGUGGCAGAUAUGAAGGAAGAUCUGAUGAGAAUGACUGCAAUCUUACAAACUGACUCCUCAACUGCAGCCAAAAGCUUCCACUCACAUGUUUCUAAAGAGUCCAAAAUGGAGGAUGAAGAGCCUUUCGGUUUGGUUGAGAAAGUUAAAGAGGACCUUGUCAAAGUUAGUGAAAUUCUCACAAAAGAUGUCCUGAGUGAGGCCAAAAGCUCAAGUAAAAACAGGGCCUCAGAGGAUGAAUGGGAAGAGUUCUCCAAAAAUGAAAUUGAGGAGGCACGACAGAGUGCCCUGCAUUCCAUGCAAACAUUUGAACCAGCCUUUCCUGUUGGACCACAAUCAGUGCCGGACAAAGAUCUCAAUUUAGCUAAAGUAGUUGAUUACUUAAUGAAUGAUCUUGGUGCCAGUUCCCUUUCAAAAAUAGCUGAUGUAAAGAGCAGAUAUGAUGAAAUAAAGAAGGAAGGGGAGGAAAAACAGAAGCGUACCAUGAAACCGGAGCACAAGCUCAAAAUGCCACCCACAGGUAUGCGGACCUCUCCCUCAGAGAAAGACUUGAGUAAAUUAGCAGACUCCUAUAGUGGCACAGAUGCUAUCCUGGAAUCUCCUGAUGACUUUUCCCAUGAACAAGAUAAGAGUCCACUCUCAGAUAGUGGUUUUGAAACCAGAAGUGAAAAGACCCCAUCAGCUCCUCAAAGUGCAGAGAGCACAGGGCCCAACCCCCCCUUCACAGAUGUGCCUAUUCCCCCUGUCAUAACAGAAACCAGAACUGAGGUUCUUCACGUCAUCAGGAGCUAUGAACAUCCUGAGGAGGUCUGUGAGCCACUAAUGGAUGAGGCAGCAGCUUUGAAGCCUCCAGUUGAGCCUGAGCCAGCAGUUACCUCAGUCAAAGACAAGGUAAAGGCCUUGCAGAUGAAAGUCAGCUCUGAGGAACUGUCAUGCGUCAAAGAAGAAACUCAUAUCACCACUACAACUCGAAUGGUCUACCACAAACCUCAACUGAAAGAUGCUGGCUCCGACAAGAUUGAAGAAACAAUGUCAGUCCGAGACAUAAUGAAAGCUUUUCAGUCUGGAAGACACCCUUCCAAAGAAUUAGCCAGUUUAUUUGAGCACAAAGCUAGCCAAGAUACCAUUAAAGGAGAUGAAUUAUCCCCAAGGUUCCUCGAAAAAGACAAAAAAACCCAAGUCGAAAGAAUUAUUGAGGUACACAUAGAAAAGGGCAACACAACUGACCCGACAGAAGUUAUAAUCAGAGAGACUAAAAGGCAUCCAGAGUUUAUAUGCAAGAGUGACCGAGGUCUCAAGGAACUUGUUGAUAGGGUUGAUGGUGAUUAUGAGGUUCUUCAAGAUGAAGAGGAACUUACUGCUGAGGAAUCACUGCCAUUCUUCUUGGACACAUCCAGAGUCAAUACACCUGUUUCUCAAGAGGAAGAGUCUCGUCCCAGUUCAUCUCAGCUUACUGCAGAUGAGACAUAUAAAGCUUUAAAACUUCUAAGCCAGCAUUCUAUUGAGUAUCAUGAUGAUGAGCUAUCAGAGUUGAGAGGGGAGUCAUACAGGUUUGCUGAGAAAAUGUUGCUCUCAGAAAAAUUAGACAUAUCACAUUCUGAUACUGAGGACUCAGUGGCAGACCAGGCACAUAGCAUAGCCACUGAGGUACAUGAGGCAGAAGGCGUAUAUGGAGAAACAGUAGCUGGCCCCAGGAAGGAGUCCAAAUUAAAGUCAGCAAGGGAUGCAACAGAGAAAUCAGGUAAAUAUCCCCCACAAGAUGAGCAAUAUGACAAAGUUACAGUAUUACAUUAUACCACAGAACCCGGUAGCCCUAAACAUGCAGUCUGGAUGAGAUUCACCCAGGAUAGGCAGGACAGGAAUAGAGAGAAACUCAUAUAUGAAGAUAGAGUAGAUCGGACCAUUAAAGAAGCAGAGGAGAAACUUAGUGAGGUUUCCCAGUUUUUUAGGGACAAAACUGAAAAGUUAAAUGAUGAGCUCAAGUCCCCUGAGAAAAAGAAACCAACAAGAUUAUCACGAGAGACAUGGUCAGGGCCAAGCUCAACGUGCAGCAGCCCUGAGAAAAACCAAAAGAGUGCAGCUGAGGAAUGGGACAAAGGCAGACAGAAGAUGUUUGGCAGUACAAACGAAAGGAAAAGUGCAAGUCUGCCAAACAGUCCCGAGAGGCAUGUGCUGUCACAGUUCUGUGAGGACAAGCCAAAACAGCACCAAGAUCCUAAGCAGGCAAAGACAGGUGAUGCAGGCCCCCCAGUCCCAGUUAAGACUUCGAGAGUGAGUUCUGUUCGACAAAAGUUUGAAAUAGAAGCGCAGAAACAGGAUCAGAAUGUGCUUCUAACACAGCCAAAACAACCAGUUAAAAAACUACCAGAAAGUAAAUUACCAGUAUAUGACAUUUUCGCUGGUUCAAAACCCUCAAAAGCCGAUUCCACAGAUGAAGGACACCCACCUCCUAGAAAACUAACAGAAACUGAUAAAAGUAAAGUAACCCCUCACAGUAGCAGUAGUACCAUUGUCUCAAAACAACUGGGUGAAAAAUGUUUACCUGAAAAAUCUAGCACAUCAGAUACUGUUGUAAAAAGAGACUCAGUUUUUGAGAAAAUGAAAGAUCAAGAGUUUGAUAGAACGCAAGUGAGCUCUCAAGAUUUAAAAGAUGGAAAUAUUGCAGACAGGCAUAGUGCAAUUAAUGAUAUUAAAGAGCAGCAGUAUUUAAAAGGUGAUAUUAAAAAUGACACUGUUAAAACAGCUUCCUUGUCUAAGGAUAAUAUCAAUAGGAAUGACUUUCAGAUAAAGACCCUUAAGAAAAAGACAGAAUCUCAUAUUCCUGUGAGAACAUCACCUGGUUCCCCAGACAAUAAUCAGUCAAAGAAGGCAAAUCAAGACACAUUAACUAAAUUAUCUGAAAAAAGCCCAUCGCACAUACCUACCCUGACCAAACCAAGGGUUCAUGGGCGUUCAGAGAUACAGAGAGAGGAAGGUGCAACAAAGAACUCUGAAGAAGUCUCUGCUGAAAGUAGAACAACAAGUGAUCAAAGUGACACUAGUUCAGUCGAUAAAAUAUCCACAGUUACAACAAGAGAAAGCUUUAGAGGGCUUAAAACUUUACCAGUCUAUGUAAGUGUUCAAGUGGGGAAACAGUCUGACAAAGAUAUGGGAGGAGGAGGAACCAAUGGAACAAUCAAAAAGAUGGCUAGCUCAGAAAGUCGAACAAUUUAUGCAGUUAAACAGAAACAGCCCACAUCUCCUCAAGGCAGCCCAGAUGAUGACACUUUAGAACAGCUCUCUUUUGUCGACAGCUCUGGCAAAAGUCCUAUAACUCCAGAGACACCAAGCUCAGAAGAGGUCAGCUAUGAUCUCACCUCGAAAACCCCUGAACCAUUUAUUGCAUUUAUGCCAGGUAUUGCAAGCCCAAUAGCUGAGGUUUCAGAGGAGUCAGAAGAUAGUGAACAAGGCAAAGCUAUUCCUUUGAAAGAAUCUGGACCAGAAAAAGGAGCCAAUGGUGAACACAAAACUGGCCAGGAGACAAAAGACAAAAGAGUUGCAUAUAUCGAGUUUCCUCCUCCACCACCCUUGGAUUCUGAUUCCUCACAGCCUGAGAAAAAAGGGUCGACUCCUUCCUCAGAGGCUGAGACUGAAUUGAUGGAAGUAAAUCUCCAAGAGGAGCAUGACAAACAUCUUCUUGCUGAACCUAUAAUAAGAGUCCAGCCUCCAUCUCCUGUGCCCCCAGGAGCUAAUGAUAGCGAUUCAAGUGAGGAGGAAUCUGUCUUUAAACCUAUUCCAAUAAAGAAAUAUACUUUUAAGAUUGAUGAGGACAAAGAUUUGAAGAAAAUCCCAUCAAGAAAACAUGACAAGAAUGGGAUUGAUAAAGAACCAGAGGAAAAUGGUAAUGGAAAAGUGGACGAUUAUGAUUAUGAACAAAAUGGCAAUGACCAGUCCAUCACAGAUUGCUCAUUAGCGACAACUGCAGAGUUCUCUCAUGACACUGAUGCCACUGAGAUUGACUCUCUUGAUGGAUAUGAACUUCAAGAUGAGGAUGACGGUUUAAGUGAACCUACAGGCAAACCAUUUGGAUUUUCCAAUGAAAACAGAAAGGAUCUUUGGGCAUCAGAUAACAUAUCUAGACCAAGUGACCGUUGCCAAAGUAAACUUGAAGUAAUUCAUGAAGAAUCGCCAGCUGAGGAUUGUAAAAAGACCAAAGCUAAGACUGAUCCCUCAAACCAAAAGAAUGGAAAGGACAAUGAAAAGGAUGAAAAACAAUCUGAUCAAGGAUUGUCAGACACUUACUUUAGUUACAAGCUAGAUGAGGAGUUUAAUACUCCUUUUAAAACUGUUGCAACAAAAGGCUUUGAUCCUUGGUCAAGCAAGGGAGGAGAAGAUGAAGUAGUGGACGCUAGAAUUAAAGAUGAUGAGCCCAAGCCGUUUGGGCUAGCAGUAGAUGACAAGUCUACAGCAACAACCCCUGACACAACUCCUGCAAGAACCCCAACUGAUGAAAGCACACCAACUAGCGAGCCAAACCCUUUCCCCUUCCACGAAGGGAAGAUGUUUGAGAUGACCCGCAGUGGUGCGAUUGACAUGAGCAAGAGGGAUUUUGUUGAAGAGAGGCUGCAGUUUUUCCAGAUCGGUGAGCAUACAUUUGGAGGGAGGAUAGGGGAUGGGGUCAGAAAACCAAAUGUAGUCACCUCAAAUGCACAGAUAGUUGAGAGAGCACAAGUUAAGAUGGAGGACAACACGGUUAUAUCAUACAAUAUCAUUCAGAUAUGCACUGACCACUCUGACACAUCUCAUGACAUGGAGCCUCCCCCCUAUUCAGAAGUCAGUUCUUUAUGUUCUUCUAUUAAAAUAGGACCCAAAUCUUCCAACAUUGAGAGGAGAGAUUUUGUUUGUGUAGACUCGGAUAGUUCUCAAGGUCAAACACCAGAGACUGCACAUCAAGUAGGACCAGAAACCUAUAGAACAAGCAAAUACAAUCAAAGGACAGACUCGUCGAGGACAGAGCCACAAACAUACCUCCAGACAACUUCCAAUAAUUCCAGAAACCACAGUAAUAACGCUAAUCUUGAGGCCUUAAAUGCUGGAACACAUUGCUUGCUACAAAGUGGCAAGCAAACCAAACAGCUGUUAAUGUCUGAUCUUUGCUCAGAUCAAGUAAUAAACCCGUGUGAAGAUUCAGUCAGAAAGGACACUGGUACUUUCAGGGAUGGCAGUACAGAGAAUAAUGAUGUAAUCUCCAAAUGCAAAGACAUUACAAGAAAGCCACCAAAGUCUAGGUUGCCAGUGAGAGCAUCUCAUCCACCACUGGGGUGUAAAAAAAAUCUAACAUCUUCGAGACUAAUUCAAACGUUAAGACUAGUAGCCAGGAAUCGAUUAGAUCCAUUCCCAGAUGGGAAGCCUAAAUCUAGAAUCCCAAUGAUGAAGAUCAAAGAUGUUAGUUCCUCACCAGUGGAGAAAUGUAGGACCACCACAAUAGCCAAACAGAAAGGUAAAGCACAGCCAACCAAAACGUUAACCACCAACAAAAGAUCAAAAACUGGUCCAUUGAGUAGAUCAGGCACUAAAUGUGUCCAGAAGCCCCUAUGUGAGGUUGGCAAAAGUUCUAAUAGUUCAAAACCUAGUAGUGCAGUAAAGCAAGUGGACUGCCUUUCCAGUGAAGAGAAAAAGAUGCAGGCAUAUGAUAAGGAUGAAGAAAGCAGCACAUCAAGGAACACAUCUUUAUCAGAAGCGUCGCAACCCUCCAGUACAUCCAGGUCUGCUAGAGACGUGAGAUCACAGGUUGAGCAGUCCGGCAGAGACAGGAGGAAGUGGAGUAGGAGGACUGAUGGAGGUGAAGGCAGUCAGGGUGCUGGGCCUCAAGUGGCCCCCGGCGUGGAGAUCAAGCCUAGCCCUCAGAGCCCCUGUGAAAGAACAGAUGCACGUAUGGCUAUUGUGGCGGAUCAUCUUGGCCUGAGUUGGACUGAGCUGGCCAGGGAAAUGGAAUUUUCGGUUGAUGAGAUAAAUCAAAUCCGUGUGGAAAACCCAAACUCACUGACAGCUCAGAGUUUCAUGCUUUUAAAGAAAUGGGUUAGCCGAGAUGGUAAAAACGCUACAACGGAUGCCUUAACCGCUGUCCUGACUAAGAUCAAUCGGUUGGAUAUUGUGACAUUGCUGGAAGGGCCAAUAUUUGACUAUGGUAACAUUACAGGCACAAGAAGUUUUGCAGAUGAUAGCGCAGUUUCCCAGGAGCAGGCUGAUGGUUACCACAGCAUUGAGCUGGAGCUCAAGAGUCCCUCAGAGCUGACCUAUGAACCCCCUACCCCUCUGCGCCAGGAUGAUUACUUUGGCUAUGACAGUAGGCUAAAUUUCCCCUUUAGUGCCCCUGUUAGACCCAGUGAACUGUCCUUGCCAGCCACUAGUGGCUCAGUGUCUGCAGAUACCAAGCCACCUACCGUCAUGGCUGAGGACAGCUCUAUUGGAGGCCGGGAGUCUGUUAGCCAAGAAGAUGGGCCAGCUGAAGAUGACUUAAGUGUCAGCAAAGAAAUAGCAGUGCCCUCGGAACAGCGUGACAGUGAGGGAACCUCAAAAGAAUCAGAUGUCUUCCCAAAAAGUCCAGUAAAAGAGCAGAAGGAAGUCCAACCUAAUCUUCCCGUUUGUGUCUCAGCCAGCGAAGCUCCUGGAGAGAGUGGCAAGUCUGGGUUUGACGAAGAAGAUGAAGAGAUGACCCAAGAGAAAAUAAAGUCUCUCUUGGAGAACAUUAAGUUGGAGGAAGGCUCAGAGGAUGAGGAGAUGACUGAGGAGAGGCUGCAAGCGAUACUCUGUGAAGUGCAGCUGGCAGAAAAAGACAUGUCUUCCAUUUCAGGUCUGCGAAGUGAGACAUCAGGUGCAAAUGGGAAGAUGGCAACUUCUGACCACAGACUGGAUACUGGCCAAGAACUAAUGUCCUCAACACCAGGAGUGCAAACUGAGAGGCAAAAUGGGGAAUAUGAAAAGCUCCAAGCUGAAGCUUGUUUGUCACCAGAUGCCAGUGAGUCUUCCAGCAAAACAAAGGGCAAAGCUAGGAAAGACUCUGGACAAGAAGUGAGCAGGGAGGCUGUAGAGGACAGAGGACCAAACAACAGGGAGGAUGACAUUUCCGAGCCUAUAGUCCAGCAGGAAGCUCGUAGAGAUAAUGAAUCCAGCUCUGAUGAGGAAGAAACUGUCACCACCAGAGUGUAUCGGCGGAGAGUGAUUCUGAAGGGUGAUCAGGCCAGAAACAUCCCUGUUGAGACUGUAACAGAGGAGCAGUACACAGAUGAAGAUGGAAACAUAGUCACCAGAAAAGUCAUCCGGAAAGUGGUGCGUCGCACAGCUGGUGUUGAGGACAAAGGCAGGAGAAAGCGUGGGAAGCAUACCCGGCAGGCCAAUAGGGCCGAGCAGGAGGAAGAGGGGGGCCCCGGGCCCCUCAGAGAGCACACUGAGGCUGGAGAAGGAGAGAAGGGCAUAAAGAAGGAAGGAAGACAAAGGGAAAAAAUGGGUCAAUCGUAACAGUUGUGCUCGUUUUGAUCUGAAAGUGUUUCAGAACCAUUUUCCUACAAGAAGGAUCACUGGGAGUGUGCAGGAGGUCAGGGGAUGAGGAUCAUGUGUCUGCAGCUUUCAUACAACAAAUGGUUUUCAGCCAGAUGACUUUUGAUUUAGCAUGAGCAUGAAAAAACAACUGGUUUCUGUCAAUAACACGGAAUGGCUAAUGAUCGAGAGGACUUUGUUGGUGCAACGUUUCAGUCGACUGGGGUGUCCGAUCUGAGAUGCUCCACGGCAGUGCCUAAGCACUUCUGUGACCAAAGAGGCCAUGUAACUUACUGCAGAUUGACAGAAAUGGAGGGACUCAUUCGAAUCACCUUUUACACUCGCCUUACAUUUUUUUCCUCUCGGACACAUAAUGUCGGGGUGUAUAAUGCUGUUGGAGCUUGAUGUACAUAACUUACACUGUAUAAAUUCGAAAGUGGCUCACAAAAUUAUUAAUGCACUGGCAAGUGUGUAGGAAUGAACUACCAAUUCUGAUUCCAGUUUUAAGGGAACGCACUUCACAUGCACUUGUAUAAUUAUUAUCAAGAAAAAUGUUUGUAAAUGGAAAAAAAAAGCCAGCUUGAUUUUAACAACUGAUGUUUCUUUCAAAUCUACUGCAGUUUUUUAGUUGUACACGCAUUGGAGCCGCUGUAGUUCUGUUUAAAGACUUAUUCAGCGUACUAAUAUUUUCAUGCAUGUGAUUCACUCUAUUUUGAUUUUUCUAAACAGCAUAACACACAAGAGAUGGGGAAAUGAUGUUCUGUAUGUAUACACUCACAGUCUUGCUAAUGCUUAAGGUUUUUUUUUUUUUGUUUUUUUGUUUUUUUUUUAAGAAAGAUGACAGUAUCACAACACCAUUGUUCAGCUUCACUAAAAUACACUGUGUCCCAUUACAUCCCAACCCAGCGCCGGGCUCCCUAUGCAGUUACAGAUACAGCUGAAAUCCGAACGCUCACUGGUAUGCGUCAUGUUGAUUGACGUGAUGCACUUUUAACUGUUCUCAUGUGUAUUGGAUCUAAGAUGUAGAAGUCUUUCUGUCAGCCUGUCAUUUGUAAUCAUUCUAGUAUUACUACUAUUACUACUUUUCAAGGCUGCUGUGGUUUGGGGGGCAAUUUUACUUUGGUUUUGGUGCAUUGAGAAAUCACCCAAGCAUUCAUGGAUGAUAGAUAUGGUAACAAAUGAUGGGAAAAAAAAAAACAUACACUGGAUGAUCAAAUUAAUUAUUUAAGAUCAUAAUAAAUUGUGUUCAAAUCCUCA